Messenger RNA from Paramecium pentaurelia, 1327 nucleotides. NCBI's taxonomy places the organism in Eukaryota, Ciliophora, Oligohymenophorea, Peniculida, Parameciidae. The record is from the annotation of a GenBank genome assembly.
AUGUCUGAUUCUGACAUCAAGUUAAAAAUAAAGGAGGUUAUAGAAGCUACAAUUUUAUCAAUAGUUCAAGAAUAGUCUGAGAAAAUUGAAAAGUUAGAAAAACUUGUUGAAUAACAAUAAGAAAGAAUUCAAUUAUUAGAAUCCAAGCUUUUUGGAUCAGAAUAACAAAAGACAUUUAGAAAAGAUAAUAAACAUCAUACUACUAAUCCAAUUUAGCAUACAUCGUAAUAGAAUUAAAUUUAGGCAUAGAAACCAGAUGCUACAAUAAUUAAAAGCUAAUUGAAAAAAUUAGAAUAAGAAAGAGAAAAAACUUAAGAUCAUAAAUAACUCUCCCAAUCUAAACCAAAAUUUUAACAAUAGAAUAGUUAAUAAAAUAUUACAUAAUCUGCAAAUCAUAGAAAUAAUUAAAUUAAACAUUAAGAAGCCAUUAAAGCAUUACCUGAUCCAAAAAAGUUAAAAACUCAAAUUCUAGAAUCUUAAAAAUAAUUCAGCAAUACAUAACCAAUUAAAUUAAACAACUAACCUAAAUCUCAUUCUUCAUCUACAAAAGAACUUAUAGGUUUAAAAAAAAGUCCAUCAUAAUCUUUAACUAUAGUUAGUGACUAAUAAAUUAAAACUGCUUCUAGUCCUAAAAAUUGUUAAAAAUCUUUAUUUCAUGGAUUAAAAUAAGAAGCUAUUUCACCAUAAAAUUCAUUAAAUAAUGCUGAAGAUAACCAAUCUGAAAAUUAGUAAUCAAUAUAAGCUUCUCCUAUCAAAGAUUAACAAUAAGUAUCACUCUAACAUCUAGAUGAAAGUGAUGCUUAUUCUUAAAAUCUGGAAUCUUAAACUUAAAGAAUUGAUUCUCAAUAAUUAGAAAAUAAUCAAGAAAUUUAAGAAUAAGAUGAAGAUAUUAUCCUUUUACCUAUAGAAUUCAAAACAAUGACUAUUGAUUCAUUUGAAAUUAUAGAGAUGAAUUUUGUAAGUGAUCUCCUUUAAUAAGAAGAAAUACCUGAAUCUGUUAAAUAAGUGAUAUACGUUUUUCUAGUUAUAAUUGAGGAUUUCAAUGCAUAUUAAAUUGAAGAUUAAAAAUUUUGGGAUAAAGCAUCUAAGUUCUUGUAAGAUAAUGAAAAAUAAUUUCGUAAGUUUUUUUAUUUAUUUAGCUUUAUUCCUGUAAACUAUCAAAGAAAAAUAAUUUAAGAAAUCACAUCUAAAUUCAAUUUCAUAAUUAAUUAACAAAAACCCUGAUGUCAUUGAUCCUGAUAAAUUUGAGGAUAUAGAUGCAUUAACAUGCACCUUAGCCUAUUUUAUAAAAGACUUUCAUAGUGCUCUUAAAAAGCUUUAAGUAUGA